Messenger RNA from Vitis vinifera (wine grape), 360 nucleotides. Its product is annotated as SNF1-related protein kinase regulatory subunit beta-2-like. The record is from RefSeq and is a predicted model, not a curated record. Bases 1 to 360 code for a protein of 119 amino acids. Lineage: Eukaryota; Viridiplantae; Streptophyta; Magnoliopsida; Vitales; Vitaceae. The transcript has a single exon.
AUGGGUCAAUCUCCUCCUCAUAGCCCUAGGGCUACCCAGUCACCCCUGAUGUUCACUCCUCAUAUUCCAUUCAUUUCGCUACAAAAACCUGAUGAGAUGCUUGUCAUAAACCAUUCGUUGAUGCAAGCUUCUUCAGGAUAUGAAGACAUGUGCAACGAGCAAGGAUUCCCGACUGCGUUUACAUGGACCUAUAGUGACAAGGAAAUAGCUUUGGAGGGAUCAUGGGAUAAUUGGAAUACAAGAAAACCCUUGCAGAGGUUAGGGGAAAAGUUCACCAUUAUGAGAGUGCCCCUCUCGGGUGUCUAUCAGUAUAGAUUUAUUGUUGAUGGACAAUGGAGGAUUCUGUCCCUGAAGACUUGA